AAAAUAAAUGAAGAAGAAACUUUUCAAUUACUAAAUACAAUAUGCAGGAUAAAGGGAAACAAUUGUUCUUAAAUUGCCUGAGAUCCUAAAUUGUUAAUACAAUAUGGUGUGCAAACAUAUUUUCUGAAGCCAUAAACUACAGCAGGAUCCAUAUGCUGACCUUAGAGGUGGAAUGAACAUCUCUUCGUGCCACAGAAUUCAGUACAGUCAUGGCACAAGAAACCUGAAAGUGCAAGAAAAACAAAAUCAGCAGCUGGAUCUUGGCACCAUAGCAGACAAAUCAGUGUAAUAAAAGGUAAUAAUAAAUCAUUUAAAGGCCGAUAGUUUUAUAUCAAACACUUCAGAUCAAUAAUACAGAUAUCUGAGAGAGUAUUUAUCUUCUGUGUGAGAUAAUUGUAUAGUAUUCAUUCAAAUAAUCUAGGAAACUGAGUGUGAGAUAAUUCUUGCUGAAUUCACCCUUGAAAUUCCUGUGCCUGAUGGUCUUGCAGAUACCAAGUCACCGUGCUACUUGAUAUCGUGAAUACAGAAAGCCAUUACAGAGGAUGACCCGGCUUCCAAGUGAAAGCCCUCAUAGUAGCUGCAUGGUCAUGUCACCCAGUCAGUACUGAUUCCAUUCGCAGGGAGAGACCCUCGGCCAGAGAACUGUGCGGGUAGAGCAACUGUCCGUAGCUGAGCUGUUGGAAGAGAGGUACUAAUGUGGUACUAAUGAUCCACUAAUGUGAUUGUAAUUAUAGUCAGAAUUGAAAUCAAUAGAGGCAAAAUUUUCCAACCAAAAGGGUCAUUAAACCAUCUGUUCCUCAGGAAUUGGUAUUCACAUAUAAUUCUGGGCAAUUUCAAGAGGGAUCCUUGGCUAAGAAUCAUGGGAAUGGUGAAAGUCAGACAUUUCUCAAAGUAAUUCAGCAUAGUCCUUUGUCCUGCCUGCCAGCAAUUUCAAACACGCGUCACAUUUCUCAGGUUGCCUCUCUUAUCACUAGAGAGUAACAUGGGCUGUGAUAGAGGGUGACACAGCUAUGAGAGUCAUUCUUGCUCAGUUGUCUCUAUCAGACAACAAGGACUAGGCCUUUGAUGCCUAGCCAAGUAAUUGUCUUGAAGAGGGAAAUCAAUCCCAGCAACUCGCAUCUUUCUUACCCUUGCUAGAAGAACUCAUGUUUUUUAUCACUUAGCUACUCCUAUAGUAGCAUAUUCCUGCCAUCAAAGUGUUAACAGAGCAAGUAGUUAAGAUGAUACUUUGUGGGGAACAAAUGAAAGAGAGAAACAGUCCGAGUAACAAAACAGCAUGUUGUUGAUUUAGGGACAUUCAAAAGAAAAGGAAAGGUGCUAGAUCCUAAACAGACUUGCAGCUGGCUUGAAGUGUUACUUACUUUGUUAGUAUAUGUACAGGCACACAAACACACAUAUUUUGCUACUGCAAAAUGCUUUCUCCUGGGUGCUUGUCAUACAAUACUUGUCAUUUUGGCUUGGUGGAAAUAAAAAUCAGUUCAUUCCUUCUUUUCUAUUUGGACGGUCAUUUUCUUUAGAACUUUCAGUCUGUUUCCAGAGAGGGAAAAGUGACAAUAUCUACAUAAGAGAAAAAUUUCCUUAUGUGUUUUAAAAACCCUCAAAAUUAAAAAAAAAAAAAUAGAAAUGGAGCAAUCCCUGUAAUCCUCACCCACAUGGAAGAUUUUAAAAUUUUGAUUCUUUAAUCAUGCAGUGAUUUAAUUCCUUUCUGAUAUCUGUGUAAUAUUUCUACCUGUUAGUGAGCCAGUCUGUGGGACUACAAAGAUUGCAUUAAUAUCAUGCAGCACAGCAAAAAUGACAUCUAUACAGCUGAACACAGCUCUUCAGAAUAGGUACCAUUGUACGAGAAUAAAGAGUAUAGUCUGUGAUUGACAAGUUGAAGGAUGAUCAAUUGAUAUCAUUGCAGUUAGCAGUAGUUUGUUCAGGAGAAUCCAAAUUCUGCAUUUGUUCCAGCUGGAAUGGUAUGUUACAGACCUUGCUGUCAUCAUUUCACUUUGUCUUUCUGUGUCCGUAGGGACAUGCGUGUACCUCAUGACUGAAGAACAGGAAGGAGGUGGGAAAUAGGGAGGUGGCUGAUCUCUAUUUUCCCGUAAUCAACGAUCUACAAGUGCCUUGGAGAGCAGAUGCUGUUGUUUGCAGGAUCGGAUCUUGCGCCUUUUAUGUACAGUGGGCAGCGUUAGUAUUCCCUGUUUUCCUGGGCUUCCAAUUGUGCAUUACAGAGAGCAGCAGAGGGCGCAGCCCGGCGUGGAUUCCUCCCGCUCCGGAUUUCCCCGUCCAGGGAUUUCCCACUCCACCUCGACCACAGCCUCUAUAAAGAGGACACUGGAGCUAUGCUCGUGAACUGGUGCAGAGCAGCAGGAUCUCACUGUGCUUCUUAACGGAGAACAGAAACCAAGGCUUUUGAACCUACUUUCUUUACAUAGUAACAGCAAUUACGAAUGUUAAAAGAGAUGGGAAGAACAAGCCAAGCUGUGCUAGUAAUUUUGUAUGUGUUCACGACUGUUAAAGCUUUUGAAAUGGAGAUUAUACCUGCUAACAGAAUUGUUAAACAGAUCGGAGAAACACUCAGACUCACAUGCAAUACUACUGGCUGUGCAUCACCAAGUUUUUCCUGGAGAACCCAGAUGGACAACCCCCUUGGAGGAACAGUGAAUAACUAUAGGACAUACUCUACCUUGACUAUGAAUCCAGUUAGCAUUGUGAAUUCUCAUGACUAUCUAUGUACUGUCUUCUGUGGUGAGAAAGAGAAAAAAGAGAAGAGUGUCAAAGUUGAACUUUACUCUUUUCCCAGAGAUCCUGUCAUUGAGAUCAGCCCAUCCUUAGUUGCUGCAGAACCAGUCACUGUCAUCUGUAAAAUUCCUGAUGUGUAUCCUUCUCAUUACCUGGAAGUACUCCUAAAGAAAGAGGAACAUGUUCUUCAUGAGGAAAAUUUUUAUGAAGAUGACAGCACAAAUGCAGAGAACAAAACUGUCAGAUAUUCGUUUAAUCCCACGGCUGAAGAUAUUGGGAAAGAGAUCACCUGUGUGGCCAAGUUACCCAUUCCUAAUAUGGACUUUGAACCCAAAGAAAGAGUAACUUCUGAGAAACUGACUGCAAACUUUGGCCCACAAAAUACUGUCAUUACUGCAUCUCCAGGCAACUGGCCAAUGGAAGGAGACACUCUAAACCUCACUUGUGUGACUGAGAGUAAUCCACCAGCACAAACAGUUUGGAGAAAACAUCUGGCUGAUGAAAGCAUUCAGCUUCUGACAACAAACAAUGUCCUCUCUAUUCCUGAUGCCCAUUUCACUGAUUCAGGACUGUACAUCUGUGAAGUGACUAAUCUGGUAACAAACAAAACAGAGAAAGCAACUGUGGACAUAGUUAUACAAGGUGCUCCAGACAUUACAGAACUCUCCAUUGAACCUUCUACCACAGUUCAAGAAGGAGAAAAUGUUUCCAUACGAUGUUCUGCUGAGGGUAACCCUUCUCCAAGGAUUAUUUUAAGGAGAAAACCUGACGGUGCAGACUUGGGGCCUUAUAGUGAGGGGAGAAUUCUCCUUCCAUCUGUGACGUUCCUAAAUGGAGGAGACUAUGAAUGUGUAGCAGAAAAUAAGUUUGGGAAAAGUAGAAGUGAAAUAACACUUAAUGUGGAAUAUGGACCAAAGAAUACAAUGAUCUCUGUUAUCCCUGCCACUGCUGUUAAAGAAGGAGAAACUGUGAUAAUGAAAUGUACUAGUUCUGGCAAUCCGGCUCCAGUGAUCUCUUGGAAGAAAAAGAAGACUACUGGGGAGCCUGAGAAAAUUUAUACAGAUGCAACUUUAACCAUACAGAACAUAAAAAGUCAAGAUCUGGGGCUUUAUGAAUGUGAAGCUUAUAACCAAUUCGGCAAAGAAGAAAAAGAUGUGAAAUUACUUGUUCAAGUUCCUCCCCAAAAUAUCACUGUGUUAGUAUAUCCAUCAGAAAAUGUUAAAGAAGGAGAAAAUACCACUAUUACAUGUAGCACAUACAGUAACCUACCAUCAGAGAUGGUCCUGAAAAAGGUCCAUCAGGAGAAAGAAAUUAUUCUGCCAUCAGUGAACAGAAACUUUAUACUCUACAAAGUCACCAAAAAUGAUAGAGGCAGAUAUUUGCUUGAUGUUUUCAAUGAGGUUGGAAACAACAUCACAGUGAUUGAGAUAGCUGUUGUAGAAAGAUUGGAAAAACUGGAUCAAAUGAUCCCACUGAUUAUUGCAUUUUCCUCUGUGACAGCAGUAGCAGUACCUGCAGUUGCAAUUUUGAUCUACGUGUCAAGAAAAGCAAAGAUAAAUGGAUCCUACAGUCUUGUAAAAGCACUCAGGCUGAAAGUGUGAUCCCAUGAAUAGAAGUCUAAGUUCAUAAUAAGCAAUGUUAUUUAUUGUUGGGACUGGUUCUACUUUUCUGUGGCAUACAGUAACAAACAAGUGACUUAAGAACACCACCACGUGAUAGCAAAUGGAUUGUUUUCCUGUUUUGAUAAGUAUUUUGGUAUUUCAAUUAAAGGAAAAACUGGCAUCCUAUCCUAGAAGUGGGUAAUUCACUUCUGUGUUGAAGCAUGCUGAACAAAGAGUGCCUUGGAGAACUAAGUUUGUACAUAGUGUAUCAUUUGUGUUGUAAAUGUGUUCAACUGACUAUCAGUUUGUAAACUUGCACCCUUACUGCAACUGUACAGGGAAAUGUUCAGUCAAAGAUGUAAAUCAGCAUUACUUGAGCUGAUCAGAUGAUAAUAUUUUAUUUUGUAUUACCUACAGAGCAAAUGUUUUUAAUACAACUUGUCUGCUUGUGGUAAUGUUUGGAAAAUGUUCUCUUUUCACUCAUGUUGCCAUAAACCCUGUCCCUUCAAUGAAAUUCCACAGUCACUGGGCUAUGCAUUUCUGAUAAUUUAAAUGAAUUUAAGCUCUCAA
This is a messenger RNA of Strigops habroptila (Kakapo), 4898 nucleotides long. It is a transcript of the gene VCAM1, whose product is annotated as vascular cell adhesion molecule 1. Gene Ontology annotation, biological process: cell-cell adhesion. The record is from RefSeq and is a predicted model, not a curated record. Gene Ontology annotation, cellular component: membrane. NCBI's taxonomy places the organism in Eukaryota, Metazoa, Chordata, Aves, Psittaciformes, Psittacidae.